CUUUGAAUGAACCAUGGGCAGAUUUAGCUGGAUGGCCCUGAAGCACUUCUGUGUUGUCCUCUUGUUUGACAACAUCAGAACAUUUGCAGUCCUCCCAGCUUUGCAACAGAUCUAAAAGCCUUUUAUAUUACAGUUACCUCAUUAAAACAUGGGUGCUGAUAAGUGUAUCAAUACAAUCUUACAUGGGUUGUGUCUGGUUGAAAGGGACUGGGCUUGAUGACACAGAUUAUUCCCAUCUUGUUCUUUCUUUAGGUACAACUCUAAGCUUCUUAGACCUGUAACGACAGGCAGAAAGCACGAGGCAGUGUGGAGGAAAAGGUGACAGAUCAGAAGAGGAAAAUAAAAAACCUUUCCAGGGAGAGAGAGUGUUCAGCAAAACCAUAUAGGAAUGGCACAGGAAAGAGUAAGUCACUGGCUCUGGGUGAGGAUUCAGAAUGGGAGACAAGCCUAUCUGGGAGCAGAUUGGAUCCAGCUUCAUACAACAUUACUACCAGCUUUUUGAUGCAGACAGGACUCAGUUAGGAGCAAUAUAUAUUGAUGCAUCAUGCCUUACGUGGGAAGGACAACAGUUCCAGGGCAAAGCAGCCAUUGUUGAAAAACUCACUAGCCUCCCUUUCCAAAAAAUACAACACAGCAUCACAGCACAAGACCACCAGCCUACACCUGACAGCUGUAUACUCAGUAUGGUAGUGGGACAGCUUAAGGCUGAUGAAGAUCCUAUCAUGGGGUUCCACCAGAUAUUUCUAUUAAAGAACAUCAACGAUGCCUGGGUUUGCACCAAUGACAUGUUCAGGCUAGCAUUGCACAACUUCGGCUGAGCUGCCCAGCCCGAGGCUCCCGUGCUUUUUUUUUUUUGUUUUUGUUUUCCUCCUCUCCUCCUAACUGGUAUUAUUCACACUCACGGAACAUUCCAAAUAUCAUACACAAACCUGCAGCACUGCAGAGCGUGAGCAAGCAAGACUUGUGACCUGCCCUUCUGCUGAGUUUACAUUGUCACUAGAUGAGUUUCUUGUGCAUGAUGUUUGGAAGUUAGACUUAGCUGCAUUUGAUAAAAGAGAAAUUUUGUGUUGUACCAGCAUGCCUCGGAAAGAACUUAUAAUGCAAAAAGGUUGUUGUUUAUGUACUGACAAGACGCUCUUAUAUAACCCAAAGAAAUGAAAGAACAGCAGCCUGUACAGCCCAGUUAUUGAUUUGUUCAGAUGUUUCGAUGCUACGUUACACAAUAAAACAGAGAUUUUCUUAAAAGUUUAAA
Myiozetetes cayanensis is the source of this 1252-nucleotide messenger RNA. RefSeq names its product nuclear transport factor 2 (gene NUTF2). NCBI's taxonomy places the organism in Eukaryota, Metazoa, Chordata, Aves, Passeriformes, Tyrannidae. Gene Ontology annotation, cellular component: nuclear pore central transport channel. Gene Ontology annotation, biological process: protein import into nucleus. The coding region runs from base 435 to 818 and encodes 127 amino acids. The record is from RefSeq and is a predicted model, not a curated record. The transcript is spliced from 5 exons.